This is a messenger RNA of Cervus elaphus (red deer), 2611 nucleotides long. RefSeq names its product spermatogenesis and oogenesis specific basic helix-loop-helix 2 (gene SOHLH2). Gene Ontology annotation, biological process: spermatogenesis; regulation of DNA-templated transcription. Gene Ontology annotation, cellular component: nucleus. Lineage: Eukaryota; Metazoa; Chordata; Mammalia; Artiodactyla; Cervidae. The transcript is spliced from 11 exons. Gene Ontology annotation, molecular function: protein dimerization activity; DNA-binding transcription factor activity, RNA polymerase II-specific; RNA polymerase II cis-regulatory region sequence-specific DNA binding. The record is from RefSeq and is a predicted model, not a curated record. Bases 13 to 1443 code for a protein of 476 amino acids.
CACACGGGCGGCAUGGCCACUUUAAGGGCGGGCCGGGGGCGGGCGCCCCGCAGCUGGGGGCCCAGAGCCAUUGGCGCGGGGCUGGCGGCAGACGAGGCAGGCGGGCUGCCAAGCUCCUCCCGCGGUGAGGCUGCCCCAGGACCCGCACGUGCGCAACCUGCCAUGGCGGCCUCAAUUACCGGCCCGGAGUUCGGCCAAACCCCUGGGCAGGCAAAUAUAGACCUCUUAUUAGUGGGCGAUGUCACAGUUCAGUACCUGGCUGAUACUGUACAGAAAUUAUUUUCAAAUAUAGCAAAAGUCACCGUCAUCAUUAGUGAUGUGAAGAGGGCAGCAGCACUUGUGGAUGACUGCACAUUUGACAUGGUUUUCCUGAAGCUGACUUCUUCACCAACUGCCGAGGAGCUGGAAGUGGUCAAAUUAAUCAGAUUUGGUAAGAAAAAAAAUGCACAUUUGCUGUUUGUUUUUAUAAUCCCUGAGAAUUUUAAAGGUUGUGUUUCAGGACAUGGAGCUGAUAUUGCUUUAACCGAACCACUAACAAUGGAAAAAAUGAGCGUUGUGUUGAAAUACUGGAAAACAUAUUUCUCACUUACUGUUAAGAAUGAAAUUUCUGUGAAGCCUGAAGAACCUGAGUUGCCUCUGCCGAAGUCCUACAGUGAACACCUGGGAUAUUUUUCUACUGAUGUAUUUGCUUGCUCUGAAUCUCUAAGAAAUGACAUUGGACUUGAUUUAAAGGCUCCAUUGUCAAAUUUUGAGAAAAGAAAAAAGAUUUCUCUUCUUCAUUCAAGCAAGGAAAAGCUGAGAAGAGAACGAAUCAAGUAUUGCUGUGAGCAGCUGCGCGCCCUGCUGCCAUAUAUAAAGGGGAGAAAGAAUGAUGCGGCUUCUGUCCUCGAGGCCACAGUUGAUUACGUGAAGUUUGUCCGGGAGAAAAUCCCUCCAGCCAUCAUGGGCCAGAUUACAGAAGUACUUCAGAGCAAUAGGAAGUUUUGUAAGAAACAACAAAUGCCCAUCCAGCUAUCUGUCCCAGGCACAAUCAUGGGACAAAGGGAAAACAGUGUGCUGACCAGCACUUACUCACCUGGGACGGGCAUCAGAUUCCUGACUAACAAGCACUUGAAUGUGUAUUCUGUCCCUGCCUCAGGGGGGGCCUUGGAUGAAGCUGUGAGAGGUCAGUCCAGCUCUGCGUCAGAGAACGCUAUCGGUGAUGUGUAUAAAACCCGAAUCCCCAGCACAGCUCUGUCUCUAAAUUCCUUCCACGCUGUCAGAUACUAUUCUAAAGUGGUCCCUUCCUAUGACGCAGCUGCCGUAACAAAUCAGAACACUCCAGUGCAUUUCCCAACAGCUGUGCCCAAAGUCUCCAAGUUUCUUCCUCAGCACUGCAAUUCUGUGCUGGGCCAGGCGUGCACAGCACACCCCAACUGUCUGCAACAGUUUUGGGCGUAUUAAUAGCACAUGUUUGAAAUUCACUCUAGACCACCUGUUGGGUGCCGUUUGACAAUACAGGAAGAAUGGAACAAAGAAUGAUCUUGAAAGCUACACCCAGAGACCUAAUAUCAAAAGGGUUUGCAUUGUAUGGCUUCUGAUAAAUGUGCUAAAAGCUUCUGCAGGUAGAAAGAGAGGCAGCAAGAGUACUAGCUAGCCAUAGGCUUUUAUUAAUACUUCGCUUCAUACAUACUUGGAUCUCCCCCAACCAAAGUGCUCUGAGAACAAAUGGCCUAGGUGACCUGGACACUUUUUGUUCUCAAAAAACAUUCCACAAUUUUUGCAAAAAAGUACAUUAUAAAGAAGAUCCACAAUUUAUGCAAAAAUUACGUUAUAAAGAUCCACAUAGUGCAUUGAUGUUGCUAAGUACAGAUAUUACAACUUGAUUCUUAUUUUUAGUAUCACUGUGAGUUACUGUCACUUAUUUCUAUGUGGUAUCUUUUCCAGAUUUGGCAUUUUAGAGCAUUUCCUUCAUUAUUCCCACUAAGAUACCUUAAUUUGAGAGAUGUGUUUACCUCCUCACUUGACUACUAAUGAAUAAACUGACGUGUUUAUUUUUGCAUUUCACCUUCCCUUGAGUGAAAUGAGAGCUAACAGGUAAAUGUCUCUUUCUGGAUCUUUAGUUACAGAUUAGCAGGUUUUUCUUUGUUUUCCAUGUCCUUCUCCCUAUAGGCAUUAGAAAAGAUUGUUGGAAAUAAGGGGAGGAAAAUGUUUGUUUUAUAUUUCACUGAAAUGUUCUUAUGCAUAAGUUUUAUUAUUAAAGGAAAUAUUCAGUUCUGAUACUGAAAAUGAUAACCCGUUUUUGUUCUGUUUAAUGAAUACGUGUUCCCUCUUUUAGUAGUGCUAUGUAGGGAAAUUAAUUUUACUAGAUUUUUGAGCAGUUUAAAAAUUAGGCAUAGCCUACAUUUAAUGUUAAAAUGUAUAACUUUUCUUUGAGGAUGGCAAGAUGAUGGAAUUUGUAGAUAUUUGGCAAACUUGAUAAAGGAACUAGAAGUUUCUAACUAAGAUUCUGUGCUUUUUAUUAUAAACAUGUGCUGGACUCUUGCUGUUGGGAAUAGUAAUGGCUUUGACAUCGUAGGAGAACCUGUUGAGGUGUUUUGAGCACUGGGAUGACUUCCUGUGUUCACAGCCG